CGUGAAAUUUACACGGGGGGCAUAACGGCGAUUUUAAUGAACAAAAAGAAAGUAGCGCCAAAGUCUCGGUUUCACAUCAUUUUACAAAGGAUCAUCGGCCAAUUUCUAUUGAUUGAUACAUAAUCGUGCGAAAAUCUACGAUUUCCUUUUUCCAACAAUAUACAAAUUCUCUGCUUCAAAACAUGUAGGUUUUUUUUUUUGGAAGAUUUUUUAAAAAUGGCUAUGGCUGGAUUGUACCGUCGAUGCCUUCCUUCUCCUCCGGCUAUCGAUUUCGCUUCCUCUGAAGGAAAGCAACUUUUUGUUGAAGCCAUUCAAAAUGGAACAAUGGAAGGUUUCUAUAGGUUGAUUUCUUAUUUUCAGACGCAAUCAGAGCCUGCUUAUUGUGGUUUGGCUAGCCUUUCUGUGGUCUUGAAUGCCCUUGCCAUUGAUCCUGGAAGAAAAUGGAAAGGACCUUGGAGGUGGUUUGAUGAAUCCAUGUUAGAUUGCUGUGAACCGUUGGAGAAGGUUAAAGCUAAGGGCAUCUCAUUUGGGAAGCUUGCAUGUUUGGGUCAUUGUGCUGGGGCAAAAGUUGAAGCAUACCGUACAAAUCAGAGCAACAUUGAUGAAUUUCGUAAGCAUGUAAUUAGAUGUUCCACUUCUGAUGAUUGCCAUAUGAUAUCGUCAUAUCAUAGAGGAGCUUUUAAACAGACAGGAACUGGUCAUUUUUCACCUAUUGGUGGUUAUCAUGCUGGAAGGGACAUGGCAUUGAUUUUGGACGUUGCACGUUUUAAGUAUCCUCCACAUUGGGUUCCACUAAACCUUUUGUGGGAAGCUAUGAAUUGUAUUGAUGAGACAACUGGGCAACGCAGAGGGUUCAUGCUCAUUUCGAGGCCUCAUACAGAGCCUGGACUGCUUUAUACCUUGAGCUGUAAACAUGAGAGUUGGGCUGGUAUUGCAAAGUAUUUAGUGGAUGAUGUUCCUAUUCUCUUAAAAACAGAAGAUGUGAAAGACAUUAAUAAAUUGCUCUAUGUUGUUUUCUCGUCACUCCCAUCAAAUUUUGGAGAAUUUAUUAAGUGGAUUGCUGAAGUGCGGAGACAUGAGGAUGGCGGAGCAAGUCUAAGCCAAGAGGAGAAAGGAAGGCUUGCUGUUAAGGAGGAGGUUUUAAAACAAGUGCAGGAAACUGGACUUUUUAAACGUGUAGCAUCAUUUUUAUCUUCAGCAAACACAUGUUGCAAAAGUUUGCCAAUUCUAAGUCCAGAAGAUGAUCUUCCUCAUAUUGCUGCAAGUAUUUGUUGCCAAGGGGCAGAGAUUUUGGCAGGGAAGUUCAGUUCUUCAGGAGGUUAUUGUUGUAGGGAAACUUGUGUGAGGCAGUUGAAGACCACUGAUGAAAAGCCUAUUACUUUGGUGUCUGGUAAAGUUGUAGACGGUGGAAAUGAGCAAGGGCUUGAUGUGCUAGUUCCUUCUUCUCAAAUGAAACCGAGUUGCUGUGGCUGUGGCCCAAGUAGUUGCAUUGGGAUGUAUCCAGCUGGCAAUGAUGUUCUUACAGCACUUCUACUGGCUUUGCCUCCUGAAACAUGGUCUAGUAUCCAAGAGGGGAAACUUUUGCAAGAAAUGUACACUCUUGUUUCAACCCAAAAUCUUCCGAUUUUGCUUCAAGAAGAGGUGUUGCAUCUAAGGCGUCAACUCUACUUUCUUAAGAGAUGCCAAGAGAAUAAGGUAGAUGAGGAUCUUGGUGCGCCUCUUUCCUAGUACUUGAAUAAUAUCUUUAUAAAAUCAUUAUUUUUGUAAGCCAAGAGUGCUUUAUUAUGGAUAUGAAAAUUGUAAACGCAAAUGCACCUCCGGGACUUGUUUAUUAAUGAAGUAGGGAGGGACCAAAUUCACACGGUAAAGAAAA
Messenger RNA from Hevea brasiliensis (rubber tree), 1873 nucleotides. RefSeq names its product glutathione gamma-glutamylcysteinyltransferase 1. The record is from RefSeq and is a predicted model, not a curated record. Lineage: Eukaryota; Viridiplantae; Streptophyta; Magnoliopsida; Malpighiales; Euphorbiaceae. Gene Ontology annotation, biological process: detoxification of copper ion; cellular detoxification of cadmium ion; response to metal ion. The coding region runs from base 217 to 1728 and encodes 503 amino acids. The transcript has 8 exons. Gene Ontology annotation, molecular function: metal ion binding; glutathione gamma-glutamylcysteinyltransferase activity.